AUGAAAUCCAAAAAUUUGCAAGCCUCUUAUGUUUCCAGUUUGUCAAUUCCUGCUUCGAUUGAUUUCUUAGCUGUGAAAGAAGACGAUUUGAUAAGUGAAGAUGAAGAUGAAGAUUUAGUCCCCGAGUUCGAAGAAAAAGAAGAUGACAUAGGCGACAAAAAGGAUUAUGUUCGAACUGAAGAAGUCUUUGCUUUAGAAGCAAACAAAGAAACUGAGAAGAAAGAUGAACUCUGUAUUGGAAUGGAGUUUAGUUCUGAUGAGACUGCACAUAUGGCUUAUAAAAACUAUGGAGGCAAACAUGGUUUCAACAUAAGGAAACAACGGAGAAAGACAAAAAACGGUAAGGUUGUAAGGCUUCUUUAUGUUUGCUCAAAAGAGGGGUUUAGAAAGGAACCUAAGGUCAAGCAAUCUUACUCACAGACAAUCACACGAUGUGGUUGUAAAGCUCAUAUGACUUGCUACCUUCAGAAGACCGGAAGAUUUAAGAUUGUGUCUUUCGAUCCGAAUCAUAACCAUGAUUUAGUGAUGACACCUAUGAAGCAUUUGUUGAAGAGCAAUCGUGCAUUUUCUUUGGCUCAAACAAAACAUGCUGAUGAUGCCGAGAUGUCAGGAAUUUCAGCAAAAGCAACUGUUGAAAUGAUGAGUAGAGAAGUUGGGGGGUGA
Messenger RNA from Eutrema salsugineum, 663 nucleotides. RefSeq names its product protein FAR1-RELATED SEQUENCE 5-like. Lineage: Eukaryota; Viridiplantae; Streptophyta; Magnoliopsida; Brassicales; Brassicaceae. The transcript is spliced from 2 exons. Bases 1 to 663 code for a protein of 220 amino acids. The record is from RefSeq and is a predicted model, not a curated record.